Molecule: messenger RNA, 1281 nt
Organism: Chrysoperla carnea
Lineage: Eukaryota; Metazoa; Arthropoda; Insecta; Neuroptera; Chrysopidae
Gene: ImpE3
Exons: 5
Coding region: 408-1229 (273 amino acids)
Source: RefSeq, a predicted model, not a curated record
UAUGAUUGUUCUUCUGUCUCGAUAUUUUUUUGUGUUUGUGUGUUUUUAAUUGUGAAAAACAAUUGUUGCGGUUUUAAGAAGAAAGCCAAGCCAUAAAUAACAUCAUCAGCUCGUACAGACAACCAGAUUACAAAUCGUUAACAAAAUUCAAACGUAGUAACUAUCUCCAGAGAGUGAGUUAGUUUAUCGUGAAGAUAUUUAAUUUAAUGGUUACUUCUUGGUUAACUCACAUAUAACAACAUUUAAAACAUAUUUUAGCUGGUUAAUAAAUUUAACUGCCUGCGCAAACAGUUAGUUGUAUGUAGCAACAAGCAAUAACUAGCUAUAUAAUCGUAUCAAAACGUCAACAAGGACUGCACAUAUCGUAUCGUUACGUUCGUGUUGGUUGACAACGAAAAAGUGAAAUAAUGUUCGUCGCUACUUUAUUUAUUAUAUUAUUAAUGCAGUGUUGUCGAAUAGUUGAACCCGCAUCACAACAAGCCUCACAAGCACCAGUGCCAGGACGACCACAAUUUGAUACAAAACCAUUAUAUUCACAUAGUUAUUUGGCAGCCAGCAUGCAAGUGAUAGCACAUAUCAGUGAUUUAAUGAAAUUUGAUUUAGGCGCUGUAUAUAGACCGCAGAAACCGACAAUGAAGCCAUUAAUGGUAACAUCUCCCAUGCCAGAAACAACUUCACAUCAUAAACCAGGAAUCUAUGCUCCAUCAUCACGUAACGAUAAAAUCGGAAAUUAUGAAACAAAUCAUCUUACAAACAAUUUAAUAUAUUUAGCAGAAAAUCCACGACGUAUUCUACAACAAAUUAAUCGUUUCAACGAAGACGAAGAUUUCGAUUACAGCAAUGACAAUGAUUUUAAUUUAGAAAUAUUCGCGAAAAAUUACGAUGAUGAUGUGAAUGAUGAAUUUUUACGUUUACCCAAAAAUCCACCAACUGGUGCUUACGUAACACUUCUUGGAUUGUACGAUGUACUGAAUAAGGAAGCAAAACGUAUUGGUUUAAAUCGUUACAAUGGAUACACGAAUAAAUUAUUGGAAGAAUUAAUUGAGCAUUCUUCUGGUUCAGCAUAUGAUCAAUUAAAAUUUGUUUUAACAAAAAUGAUCGCAGCACAAGACUCACAAACAAGUGAGUUGGUUGUUAAAACGAAAAAAGUCUUAGCGGAAAUGGAUAAAGCAGAUGGAACGAUUGCGAAUGCUAUACGAUAUUAUCCACCAUUAUCGUUCGCCGAAUAAGAAUUGUUUUAUAGUUUAGGUAGUUGUCUUGCUAUGGGCGUAGAGUCAGAAA